Molecule: messenger RNA, 513 nt
Organism: Penicillium cinerascens
Lineage: Eukaryota; Fungi; Ascomycota; Eurotiomycetes; Eurotiales; Aspergillaceae
Product: PaaI family thioesterase
Exons: 2
Coding region: 1-513 (170 amino acids)
Molecular function (GO): fatty acyl-CoA hydrolase activity
Source: RefSeq, a predicted model, not a curated record
AUGUCCGAACACGCGAUUAAGCCCCCGGCGCGACAAAUGGACGAGUUCGAAGAGCUCGUCUACGCGUAUACGACCCGAAUGGGCCUGGGCAACGAAGAGCACUGGGACGUCGAUGCGCGCAACUGCAACCUGCGCUUCGAAUCCGCGACCCGCGGCCCGCCGGCCAAGGUCUCCUUCCUCAUUAACAUCACCCCGGCUCUCAGCAACUACAUGGGCAACUUGCACGGUGGUUGCGCUGCGACACUGAUCGAUGUUCUUUCUACGACGAUUCUGCUGGGAGUUUCGGAACCGGGGAAGUUUUCCUUCGGCGGUGUAAGCCGCAAUCUCAAGUUGACCUACCUGCGCCCUGUGCCGACGGGUAUGGAGGCGCGGAUAGUUUGUGAGUUGAUUCAUGCCGGGAGGCGCUUGGCACUGCUACGGGCGGAGAUUCAAAAGGCGGAUACUGGGGAUGUAUGCGUGGUUGGGGAGCAUGAGAAGGCGAAUACGGACCCGGAGGAGAAUCAGAGGAUUUAG